AUGUGUAUCGCAAGCCUCAUCGCGACCCUAUCGAUCGCUACUGCGGCGUAUGCUUUCUUCACGGGCAAACAUGGACUACCGCAGCAAAAGAGCGCAGCCGCUCCAGAUGUGUCAGCCCCGGUACAGACGAACGACUACAUUCUCAAUCCGGAUUGGAACUACUCGGACUCUCCGCGACGGCGAGAGUACUCUUGGACAAUCAGAGAUACGAUUCACAAUCCGGAUGGAAUCUACCGACCAAUGAUGCUGGUGAAUAACCAGUUCCCCGGUCCGCUAAUUGAAGCGAAUGAGGGCGACACUAUCGUCGUGCACGUUGACAAUCAGGCUGACAAUGCCACAUCGAUACACUGGCACGGCAUCUAUCAGAUCGGGACACCUCACAUGGACGGUACAGUGGGCAUCACGCAAUGUCCUAUCGCGCCUGGAACGAACUUCACAUACGAGUUCACGGUAUCGGGGCAAAGCGGAUCAUAUUGGUGGCAUUCUCACCAAGGAGUGCAAUCGUCGGAUGGCUUGCAUGGUCCGCUGAUCAUUCACGCCCGAGAUGAGCGAGAAAAGCAGAAGAUAAGCUACGACACAGAUCGUGUGGUAAUGCUUUCCGAUCAUUACCACGACCUGUCUUCUGCCCUUCUGUGGCAGUAUCUCAAACCGGACCAAGAAAAUGCGGAGCCAGUCCCCGUAGGUGGCCUUCUGAACGGUCGGUCAACCAGGGACUGUUCUAUAUUUCCUGACCGGAAAUGCGACAACACUUCUUCGCAUGUCGGUAUUCCUCAAAUUGACCUUGCACGAAACCAGAGCCACAGGUUGCGCUUGAUAAACGUGGGCGCCUUUGCAGAGUUCCAGGUCCAAAUCGAUGAACAUCAACUGGCCGUUACAGAAGUCGAUGGCACGGAUGUACAGCCCGAGACAUUCCACACAGUCAACAUCAACCCAGCUCAGCGGUAUAGUGUCAUUGUGAACGCUCGCGAUACCUCUGCGGAUACUUUCUGGUUCCGGGCACGAAUGGUCACGACAUGCUUUACCGAUCCUCCGCCUACACUGGAUGCAGAUUUGCUGGCCGUGGUGAGGUAUGAUCCGGAGAUAGAUGUGGCACCUACAUCCGCAGACUGGCAAGAGCAGCUCGCCCAAGACUGCAAAGAUCUGGAUACGACGAAGCUUGUGCCUGUGGACGUUGUUCAAGCGCCCGCCGAAGCAGAUGCGUUCUUCUAUUUGCGAUCCAACUUCGAGAUUGGCAAGUAUCGGCUGAGCCGCGGCUUCUUCAACGAAAGCACAUUUCGACCCAAUGUCAGGUCGCCCAGUCUGCUGCGGACCAUCGAUGGCUUAGCAUCAGCCAACGAGACCUUUUCCGGUUCUGCACGCCAGCAAGCAGCAUUCGUCAACGAUGCUGCUUUCGAUACGUCCCGCGAAUUGGUCAUCCAGACCACCGGCAUCCAGACAAUAGACAUCUUGGUGUCCAACUUCGACGAUGGUAGCCACCCAUUGCAUCUCCACGGCUACAAGUACUUCGUCCUUGCCCAAGGUCAUGGCUAUCCUCCUCUGACUGCCGUUGGAGUGGCAAUCACACGCGAGAACCUUGCUCCUCUUUAUGAUAGCUUAGAUCUAUCAAAUCCUCUCCGUCGAGACACGGCUUCGAUCGAGGCUUUUGGGUGGACCUUGAUAAGAGUGGUGGGGAACAAUCCGGGUGCGUGGGCGUUACAUUGCCAUAUCUCAUGGCAUUCGGAAGCCGGGUUGGUUAUGCAGCUUCUGACGAGCACGGAUGAGUUGGAAAAGAUGCAGGUUCCGGAGGCGAACCUGCGAUUGUGUGUGCAGGAUGGGGUCGAAAGGGGCAUGGGUCCGGAUGACGAAGAUUUUAGAGAUCUUGCAUGA
Messenger RNA from Zymoseptoria tritici IPO323, 1866 nucleotides. Its product is annotated as putative multicopper oxidase, type 1. The record is from RefSeq and is a predicted model, not a curated record. The transcript has a single exon. The coding region runs from base 1 to 1866 and encodes 621 amino acids. NCBI's taxonomy places the organism in Eukaryota, Fungi, Ascomycota, Dothideomycetes, Mycosphaerellales, Mycosphaerellaceae. Gene Ontology annotation, molecular function: oxidoreductase activity; copper ion binding.